This is a messenger RNA of Rotaria sp. Silwood1, 1098 nucleotides long. The record is from the annotation of a GenBank genome assembly. Lineage: Eukaryota; Metazoa; Rotifera; Eurotatoria; Philodinida; Philodinidae.
AUGGUAUCAUUUUUAUAUUGUUCACUCAAUGACCAUUUAUUCGCAUUAUGGGAAAAGAUUGAAAGAUUUGUAUUAUUUAAUGUCAUAUCAUCAUGUUGUUCAUUUUGUCUAUUGAAAGGAAAAUCGAAUGUUCUUAGUAAAGGAUUAUCUUUUCCAAAUUUCGUUGCUCUGUCACCAUCAUUACGUGCAAAUUCAAUUGACAUUCAUCCAAAUGCUCGAUGGCAACAGAAUGGUACCACUGUAGCUGGAGGAAAUGGAUUAGGCAGUGGACUCAAUCAACUCAAUUACCCACUAGGUUUGUAUGUCGAUGAUGACCAAACUAUUUUUGUCGCUGAUCUCUCAAAUCAUCGUAUUAUGGAAUGGAAAUUGGGUGCAACUAGCGGUAAAGUGGUUGCUGGUGGAAAUGGACAGGGAAACGGAGCUCAUCAGCUAAAUCGUCCCGUCGAUGUAAUUGUUGACAAAGAGAGCGAUAGUCUCAUCAUCUCCGAUAGUGGAAAUGAACGACUAGUUCGAUGGCCUCGUCGUAAUGGUACUAGUGGAGAAACAAUCAUUUCAAACAUCGAUUGCCUUGGUUUGGCAAUAGACGAGAAUGAAUCGUUCUAUGGCGUUGAUAGGAAAAACUACGCAGUAAGACGAUAUCGAAUUGGUGACACUGAAGGAACAAUAGUUGCAGGUGGUAAUGGAAAAGGAAAUCGUCUCGAUCAACUCUCCAGCCCUCAGUUCAUAUUUGUCGAUCGAGAUCAUUCGUUGUACGUGUCUGAUUUAUGGAAUCAUCGUGUCAUCAAAUGGGAAGAAGGUGCAAAACAAGGCAUCGUUGUAGCCGGUGGUCAAGGACAAGGAAAUAGUCUUACACAAUUGUAUGUUCCUCUAGGAGUCUUUGUUGAUCAAUGGGGUACUGUCUAUGUGGCUGAUCAAGGGAAUGAUCGCAUUAUACGUUGGCCAAAAGGAGUCACACAGGGAACUGUCAUCGCUGGUGGAAACGGUAGAGGAGUGCACCCGAAUCAAUUCAAAAAUCCCAUUGGUUUAUCAUUCGAUCGUCAUGGCAAUCUCUAUGUUACCGAUGAAAACAAUCGUGUCCAACGUUUUUCUAUACUAUGA